Messenger RNA from Schistosoma rodhaini, 4919 nucleotides. NCBI's taxonomy places the organism in Eukaryota, Metazoa, Platyhelminthes, Trematoda, Strigeidida, Schistosomatidae. The record is from the annotation of a GenBank genome assembly.
AAUUCUCACAAAAAUUACUAAAUCAUUAUUAUUUAUAAACUUUUGUGUAACUGGGUAAACUUUUUUUUUUAUUAUCAGUAUCCAUAUUGAAAUCAUUUCCAUAAAGAAAAGAGGAAUUUGUUCAAGUUAAAACAAACAAAACUAUUUCAUUAAUUGAAUAUAAAGAAGAGGGAUUUUCAAAAAAAAAAAAAAGGAAAACGGGAAUUGAAAAACAAACAAAAAAUAGGAAUAUUUUCUUUCAAAAAAAUAUUCAUACAAAGUAAAUUAGAAGAUAUCCGUUUAAAAGACGGAAAUAUGUCAAGUUGGCAACGUCUUUCUGGAUAUUUAAAUUCUAAACCAACUGGACCUCCGCUUGUGAAUAAUGCAUCGGAUAUUGCUGCAUAUUUUGAAUCUGCAUUCAAAAGAUUGAAAGGGAUUCAACGUCACUGGUAUGUAUUUGAAGAGUCCACAUUGAAAUUGAUGGCUUAUCGCAAUCAAAUGGAUGCAGCUAUACCAGAUAAAGAACCAUUGAAAACAAUCAAUAUUCAUGGAGCUGUAUUUCAUAUUGAUCCUGCUGAACAUAAUCAAUUUAGUAUUAUAUCAGAUGGAAAAGAACAUAUCCUUCAAGCCGAAACAGAGGAUGCUAUGCUGUUAUGGCUUCAUGUUUUACAGACAAGAAGAAAUGAAGCAGUACAAACAAGUGAAUCUGACAAUUCAUCUCCUAAUGAUGAUAGUUUAACAGAUUAUAAGUUAUUUCGUCAAAAUUCUUUAAUGAAAAUGCAAAUGUCAAUACCAACAAGAGCAUCACCAAUUAUAUCAUCUGAUUCAAAUGAAUCUUCAUUUAAUAAUAAUGGAUCAUUAAGAUCACGUAAAUGUAGUAGUCAUCAAAACUUAAAUAAAUUAAUCAAACAAUUAUCUAUAGAUCAAAUGAAUGAUAAUCAAUCCUAUAAUAAUCAUUCAUUAAUAGAUCAUACAUCAUUAUGGAUUUCACCGAUAGAUCAUUCAAUGAAUACAUCAUCAUCAACAUCAUCAUCAACAUCAACAUCAACAUCAACAUCAACAUCAUCAUCAAUGACAACAUCAACAACGAAUCGUGAUGUAAUGAGACGUUUAUCCUACAAUCGAUCUAAUUCAUAUGAUUCUGAUAUAAUUAAACAACAUUUAAAUGAUUUAAAUAAUAUCAAUGAUAAAUCAAUAAAAUUAUUAUCAAAAUCUAAUAAUUAUUUAAUAAAUCAAUCAUCUAAUAAAAUUUAUCAACGUAAUAGAAUAAUGAAUUUACCAAUAGAAGAAGAAGAAAAUGAAGAUUAUUCAAUUUUGAAUGAAAAUUUAUCAUAUCAAAUAAAUGGAGAGAACCGAAGUCAGUUGAGGACAACAAUGAAAGUACUAGACAACUUAUCAGAAAAUAAAUGCCAAGUAAAUAAUCAAAAAGAAGAACUGAUGCCAGAAAACAAUCUGAUAGGGAACGAUUCAAACUUAGUGGGAGAGAUCAAUGGAGAAUCUAGAAAAGUUUCGAACACCAAUUCCACAGAAUUUGAUGAAUUUAAUCAAACGGAAAAAGAAAACUACAACGUGAUAUCAAGAAGUGGUCCUCAAGAUUCAUUCGAACGACAGUGUACAGAACAGCAAAUGUCAACUGGAGAAUAUUUAACAAGUCAAUUGUCAGCAAAAUAUCAAAGUUCAAUAAUACUUCAAAAUCCUCGAGUAUUUACUGAUAGUGAUAUCGAUUUGGAAAAUGAGCUUACGCCAAACGACUAUAUAAGGGAAUUAAAAGCUCAACUUCAAUUGGCAUUAGAUCGUGAAGCAUAUUUACGUCAAAUGUUAUCUAAUCGAGAAGCUGGUAUGCGAGAAAUUGAUCAAAAAGUGGAGAAUAUUGAGAAUAUAGAAAUGAAAGAUAAUUCAUCAUUUAAACUACCCAAAAAUAUUUCCCCAAAUAAACUGAGAGAUAUGAUUGAAGAUUAUGAACAAAAACAAAGAAUAUUAUAUAGGAAGAAUCAAUUUUUAAUUACAGAAAUACGUGAAUUAGCAUCAAUUAAAUAUAUGUUUACAGAUCAUUCAAAUAAAAUGUCUAAGUACAUUCAACGUUUAAAUAUGGAAGGUUUUAAAUGGAGACGUGAAUAUGUCAAACUAUUACAAGCAUGUCUUGGUGCUACACAAACCGAUCCACAUCAUCGAUUAAUGUUUAGUGAUUAUGGUAAAGAUCGAUAUAAAAAUUUAAUCAGUGAACUAUUGGAUGAAGCAAGACGUAAAGAUCCAAGUUUACCAUCAAUGAUUAAACCAAAAACUGCCGACUAUCAUGUGGAUUUUUAUGGAUUUAAGCAUAGUUAUUUAAAUGAAACAAGUAUUAUACAUUAUAGUUGUCAACAAUUAUAUGAUUUUUAUACACGUCAAUUAUCUGGUGGUGAUGAAAAUUUCUAUCGUUGGACUGAACUUUUAACACAAGCAAAUAGAGAAUUGACAAGAGCUGAUUUAGAAGUUCUUUGUCGUUCUGGUGUACCUAUUCAAUAUCGUGAAGGUGUAUGGCGUAUGUUAAUUCAUGGUGAAUUACAUCAAUUAAUGCAAAUUAAAGGACCAUUAUAUUAUAAUGGACUUUUAGAAGAAUUUAGUGAAAAUACACUUGCAGCUCAACAUAGACGUCAAAUUUCACUUGAUUUAUUAAGAACUAUGCCAAAUAAUGUACAAUUCGAUAAUAUUGAUGCACCUGGGGUACAAAAACUUCAAGAAGUUUUACAAGCUUACAGUAUACAUAAUUCUAAAAUUGGUUAUUGUCAGGGUAUGAAUUUUAUAGCAGCUGUUGCAUUGUUAUUCUUAAGAAAAGAAGAUGCAUUCUGGUGUUUAAUUGCUAUAUUGGAACGGUUUUUACCAGAGAAUUAUUUUAAUUCUGGUUUAAUUGAUGCCCAAGUUGAUCAACUUGUAUUAAAAGAAAUAGUUCAUGAAAAAUUACCACGUCUUUCAUCACAUUUAAAACGUUUGGGUAUUGAUAUAUCAGCUGUAACAUUAAAUUGGUUUUUAGCUGUUUUCUAUGAUUCUGUACCAUUUGAAACAUUAAUACGAAUUUGGGAUGUGUUUCUGCUAGAAGGUUCAGAAACAUUGUUUCGAUUUGCUGUGGCAAUUCUUAAACGUAAUCAAGAUAUGCUAUUGGAACAAAGUGAUACAAUUAGUUUUUGGAAAUGUCUUAAAGCAGCAACUCGAUUAACUAAUGACGUUGAUGGUUUAAUUAAAACAGCUUUUGAAGAACUUCGACCAUUUCCUAAACCUCAACUCAUUGCAACUCGACGUGCUUAUCAUUAUGAAAUAUUAAGUAAAAAAAUGUCUAUCAAAAAAGGAUAUUGGCAAAACGUUAUGAAAGAAUCACCUGAUGAAUUUAUUGAGAAUCAAAAUCAUGUUCAACACAAGCGAUCUACUAAAGAAAAUCAAGCAGUAAUUCAAGCAAUCACAUUUUAUGAUAACGAGCAUUUGUGGAUUUGUUAUGGCGAUAAAUCAUACAGUCAAAUUUCAGAAGUUGUUGUCACAUCAAACUGUAUGCAAAGUAUCGGUUAUGAAUUAGAAUCUCGUGUUAGUUGUAUAUGCGCAUUUAGUAAUGAAAUUAUUCUACUUGGUAUGAUGUCUAAACAAUUAUGUGCUUAUUCAGUGAUACGAAAUUCAAAAAUUUGGCAAAUUCCAAUUCAUGACAGUGUCAGUGAUAUAACAUUUGCAUACUUUCUACAUGAUCAUACUAAUAAAGUAUAUGCUGGUUUAACAAAUGGUGAAUUAGUUGUUAUUGAAAAUAUUGGUUUUGAAGAACCACGUGAUUCCAUCUAUUACAUUACUAUUAGUUUUAUUCCAAUAUCAUCUGUACUUUUGGCAAAGAGUCAACUAUGGUGUGCAAGUGGAAGUUCUAUAUUUAUUUUUCAUGCUAAAACAAUGGAUUAUUAUAAACAAAUUAGUAUAUCUAAUAAUCCAUUAGAUGUAAUAUUAAAAAUAUGUCUUGGUGAAAAUGGUGUUUGGAUUGCAGUACGUGGUAGUUCAGUGAUUGAAUUAUGGGAUCCAGAUAGAUUGAUACGUAUACUUUUAUUCAAUAUUGUUAAUGAAACUUAUUUGAGUCGGAGACCAGAAGAAGAGUAUACAUUUAAUCCUCAACGAGUCACUGUAAUACUUCCAUAUGAUAAUACAUUAUGGAUCGGUACAGGAAUGGGUGAAGUUUUAGUUUAUCAAAUUCAUACUUAUCAAAAAACAGAAAAGAAAAAAAGUUUGGAAAGUAAUAUUCAUAUGACCAGACAUAAAAGUUCAACGUCAUUGAAAGAUGAAUUACAAUUGAUUGGUGAAACAACACGUAAAACUUUAUUGAAAUCUACUCGUUGUCCAUCAAAUCCUGAUGUUAGUCAUAUACCAGAUAAAGAUCCAGAACCCCUAUUUUAUCCAUUACGUCAAAAUUCAUUAAUUUUAGAAUAUGCAAUUGAUUCAAAUUAUGUUUAUGAAUUACAAAAAAUUGUACGUAGUAAAGUAGCUGAAACUCCUAUACGAUUUUUAGUUAUGAAAAAAAUUACAGAUAGUCAUAUACUGAUCAUUUCAUGUUCAACCUAUUUCAAUGAUGAUGAUGCUGUACUUAAAUGGAGACGUGAUAAUAAUAAUGGUUCCAUUUGGACAAAUGAACCAAUUUAUGUAUUUGAUCGUGAAAGUCAUUCACUUAGAUUACCAGCUUAUAUGCGUAAUAGUUUAUGUUUACAAAUGCAUAAUAAAAAAUCAAUUAUUAUGAAUAAUUAAAACUUUAUUUGUAAUUUUAUUAUUAUUCCACUCCUCCUCCUCCUCCUCCUCCUACUACUACUACUACUUCUACUACUACUACUACUAUUGCUACUGCUACUACUCCUACUAUUACUACUACUUCUACUAUUACUACUACUUCUACUACUACUACUACUACUACUACUACCACUACUACUACCAAUACUACUACUACUACU